This is a messenger RNA of Drosophila melanogaster (fruit fly), 818 nucleotides long. RefSeq lists its product as uncharacterized. The record is from RefSeq and is marked reviewed. NCBI's taxonomy places the organism in Eukaryota, Metazoa, Arthropoda, Insecta, Diptera, Drosophilidae. The coding region runs from base 180 to 413 and encodes 77 amino acids. The transcript is spliced from 2 exons.
GGGAGUCAUUCUGGAGGAUCCGAGGGGUUCACUAAGGAGGGUUGGGGGUUUGCGAACACCCAUGGGCUGUGCUGUGCAGUUCGAGUGUGUUUUUGUAAGGUUCGCGGCAAACAAAUGAAGGACAGGCCAGUGCAACCAGGCCAUAUCAUUCACACCGCUUGAAGAGCAGGCGAAAGUAAAUGAUUUCGGGACCAACCACAGCCGAAGCCACCAACCAAAUGAGCUACGGUUUCAUUCCGCUGAAUUCCUUUGGCCAGCUUUUGUUGUUGCUGCAGGAAGAGCCGAGAGGAUCAUCUUUAUGGAAAACAACCAGCACAAAACGACGAGAAGGACGCAGAAAUCAUAAAGUGGUUUUGAACAAGUUAAAAAAGCGCAUAGGGAAGGAAAAAGCUCAGAACCAAUCUCAUUCAUAGCGAUCCGAGCGCACAGUGUGGCAAAAUACAUAUACUAGAGCCUCGCAAUUAUGGAUUUCAGAUAAUACCACCGUGAUAUCGCCGGGCUCCAGAAAAAGGGCAAAGCGGAGGAAGCGGAAUCAAAAGCGUAUGCAAAAGCACACUCACACACGUGUGUGUGCGUGUGUGAGUGGGUAAAUUUGAUAAAGAAUGAGAAUAGGCUGCGGAGAAAGAAAUUGCAGCAACAAUGUGAAUGGAAAUGGGAAUGGGGCACAACAAUAGCGGGGGACCUCAAAAACAGCAUAACGAACAAAAAAAAUCACAGGACCAGCAAAAAGUGAAGAGCUAAAUUGUAAAUCGAAAUUCCAAGAAGUGAGCUUUGAGCAUCGGCUCUUAUUUUAUUUUUUUCUCGGUCGUCUGUGCAUU